Molecule: messenger RNA, 3129 nt
Organism: Sorex fumeus (smoky shrew)
Lineage: Eukaryota; Metazoa; Chordata; Mammalia; Eulipotyphla; Soricidae
Gene: SOWAHA
Product: sosondowah ankyrin repeat domain family member A
Exons: 1
Coding region: 272-2200 (642 amino acids)
Molecular function (GO): protein binding
Source: RefSeq, a predicted model, not a curated record
CUGCUUUAAAAAAUAAUCGCCCGGUAUUUCAUGGUGGUUCAAUAUUUCUUACAGAAAUAAAAAUCCUCUGCUGCAGCCGACCGCGACCGCGGCAUCCCUGGGGAACACACCCACCUAGCAACCGGGAGCGGAGCUGGAGCGUGGCGCAGCGCCUUUAAUUCCCAUUCCCGGGCUGGUGCGGGGGGAGCGCUAUGGAGAAUUUCCGCUCCCCCACCCCGUCCGCGGCGCUGGUGGCAUCUGUCACCUGUAAGGCGAGCACCGCGUGCGGGGGAUGGAGCCCGGCGCCCAUUGGAUAGAGGAGAACGGCAGAAACCUACCCCGGAGCCUGGGGGCCCGGCGGUGGCCGCGCGCCGCGGCCCCCGGCGCCUUUCUCGCCCAGACGCUCGGGCGGCGCGGGGUGAUCGAGGUCCAGCCUGGGGGCCACGCCCGCUGCUGCCGGGUGCGAGCGAUCAGGUUAGUCUGGGCGGAAGGCGGGCGUGCCACCUGUCCCGGCGGCCGAGCCAUGGCGCUGGCCGCCGCCGCCGCUGCUGCGGCCGCCGGGGUGAGCCAGGCGGCGGUGCUGGGCUUCCUGCUGGAGCACGGGGGCCAGGUGCGCAGCUCCGAGCUUAAGAGCCGCUUCAAGCCGCUGCUGGAGGCCGGCGACCCGCGCGGUCGCGCCGCCCGCAAGGACCGCUUCAAGCAGUUCGUCAAUGCCGUGGCGGUGGUGCAGGAGCUCGACGGCGUCAAGUUCGUGGUGCUGAAGAAGAAGUUGUGGCCCUGGGAGGGCGCGGGGCCCCAGCCUCAGCCCCCGGGCGACCCCAGCUGCCUGGAGGAACCCACCUCGCCGUCGAAGGUUACCUCCGACCCCCCUGGAGCCAACGCUGCCGGGGAGGCUCCAGCCUUGGCCUCGCCGCCGCGGUCUGGGCCUGGGGGUCUCGCCUCGCCCACAGAGCCAAUGGACACCCCCGGGCCCGCUGCCUCCCAGCGUGACCAGCCAACUGCAGAGCUGUCGGGGCCGGCGCUGCAGUCUGGGGGACCCUCGCACCUAGCCCAGCCGUGCCCCGGAGAGUCUGCGGACGCGGCCCCACCGUCUCGGCGGGCAGCGUCGGAGGCGACCUCGUCUGACGUGAACCCGCAGGCCCCAGAACCCGGAGCUGGGACCUCCAGGAAGCCGCCCCCCGCGCCCGCCCGCGCGCCGCCGCCCCCGAAACCCUGCAUGCUGCCGGUGCGCUGCGUGCCCGGCCCCGCGACAACGCGCAUCCGGGCCGAGGAGCAGGGCCUGCGCCGGCAGAUGUCGGAGGAGCCGAGCCCGCGCGCCUCCCCGCUGCUGCUCCGGCGGCUAUCUGUAGAGGAGCCGGGGCUGGGGCUGGGCCUGGGGCUCGGCCCCGGCCGCUCCCCGCAUUUGAGGCGCCCGUCGCGCGCCGGCCCGCGGCUGCUGAGUCCCGACGCGGACGACGCGCCCGCCGCGCCGCCGCCGGCCGCCGUGCCCCUGGAGCCGGCCGAGCACGAGUGGCUGGUGCGCGUGGCCGGCGGCCGCUGGUCCCACCAGCUGCACGGGCUGCUGCUGCGCGACAGCGGCCUGGCGGCCAAGCGCGACUUCAUCUCCGGCUUCACCGCCCUGCACUGGGCCGCCAAGAGCGGCGACCGCGAGAUGGCGCUGCAGCUGGUGGAGGUGGCGCGGCGCGGCGGCGCGCGCGUGGACGUGAACGCGCGCUCCCACGGCGGCUACACGCCGCUGCACCUGGCGGCGCAGCACGGCCACGAGGAGGCGGCCGUGCUGCUGGUGAAGCACCUGGGCGCGCAGGUGCGCGUGCGCGACCACAGCGGCCGCCGAGCCUACCAGUACCUGCCGCCCGGCGCCUCGUACGCGCUGCGCCUCCUCCUCGGCGACCCCGGCCUGCGCAGCCCCGAGGCCGAGGCCACCGGCGGGGCCAGCGGCAGCUUUGCGGCCCGGCGCCCGGUCCAGGUGGCCGCCACCAUCCUCAGUUCCACCACCAGCGCGUUUCUAGGCGUCCUCACCGAGGACCCCAUGUUCCAGGAACUGACCCGCGGCUUGAAGAAAUCCAGUUCCUUCAGCAAGUUAUUGGGUGCCUCCCCGCUGGUUCCUCGUAAAAAGACCAAGACCCGCGGGGUCCUGCCAGCCUUUGGCGAAAUCCCCCGCCGAUCUACUACUGCCGGGCCUUUCUCCGGUCUGGUGCCUACUCUGCCACCCACAACCUGACGGGCCCUGAGCCUCCUGGCUGCUCCCUGAAGUCUAAGGUUGUGCAAGUGAAUUGCCCGAAUCUGGGCCUCCAGCCCGUUUCCCGCCUUGCGCACCGCCACGUGUGGGCCCCUGUGAUGGGCCAAGGCCUUUUGCUGGAAGCUCCAGCUGUCUCCAGACAAGGAAUGCAACAUCCCAGUGAGUGCCUCUGGGGAAGAGCUGCUGGAGGCACGCCUGGACUUUGGGGAUUGGGGGGACUUGAAGUUUAGGGUCAAAGGUGGAAGGGGCAGCAGCUGGUCUGGGCCCUCACCUCAUGCCUCUGAGCCCAUCCACUCCCAAGCCAGAUGUAGAGUCUGAGAUGUUGGCCGUUUUCAGUUCUAAAGAGAUAAGUGGUUUUGUAACUUGGUACUUUUAUCCUGUUUAUAAAUUGAAGUGAGGUAGAAUAAGUUUCAUAAUAAUAACCUUUUGAAAUGGUAUUUUUCCAUGUUUAAGCAAAGUGCUCCGGCAUUUGCAGUAUUUUGCUAUUUUGGAAUUCUCUUUAAAAUAAUGAUACAAACAAAGGUUAUUCUUGACCAACAAAAUCUUUAAACACUUAUCUACCUCCUUUUAGGCAAUGCAGAUUCCUGAGUCUUGAACACAGAUGAGCAUUAUGACCAUUGUGAAUGUAAUUCAUUUCAGUUAUACUGUGAAUGCGAAAUACUGGGACAAGUGCAUCUUGGGAGUAAAUGUGACAUAACAGAGGAAAAAGACUUGGAAAAUACUUUUAAUCUUGUGGUUGCCUUGAUGGGGAAAUAUAAACAUUUCUUUGCCACUUGUGGGUAGCUAUUUUGAUGUUGUGAAUAAUUUUUCAAGUCUGAUUUAACUGUGAAUUGCACUUUUGUGCUGUAUUUCUGAACCUGUAGUUUUUCAAAUCUGGCAGAACAUUUUAGACAGUAGGUGAAUAUUCAGGG